Molecule: messenger RNA, 933 nt
Organism: Pollicipes pollicipes
Lineage: Eukaryota; Metazoa; Arthropoda; Thecostraca; Pollicipedomorpha; Pollicipedidae
Product: organic cation transporter-like protein
Exons: 7
Biological process (GO): transmembrane transport
Cellular component (GO): membrane
Molecular function (GO): transmembrane transporter activity
Source: RefSeq, a predicted model, not a curated record
GCACGCAACGACGACGGCUAAGUUGUUUGCUGGCCGUUGUUUCUGUUAAACAUUUAAUGCCAGUUGGUUAGUACCAUGCGCGUAGUGCGACCGUUUCACAGCCGUUUGCGUGUCCCACAGGUAUGGAGCUGACUUCCAUCGAGGCCCGUGCGUUCUGUGGCAUCUUCAUUAAUGCUUUCUUCGCCGUCGGAGAAGCGCUGACUGGGGUGUUCCCCAUCUUCGUCAAGGAUUGGAGAUCGCUGCAGCUGAUCUACUCGGCGCCAAUUGUACUCUUCUGCUCCUAUUGGUUCUUUCUUCCCGAGUCACCACGGUGGCUGAUGGCAGUCGGCCGGAAUGACAAGGCCGAGGAGGUGCUAAGAAACGUGGCCAAGUGGAAUGGAAAACCUUUUCCUGAAGAGCUGAUCACGAAGGAGAGGAGCAGUGGAUCGCUCCAAGAGCCCCAAGCCAUCAAUGAAAGCUUCAUUAGCGUGAUUAAGUCACCUGUCCUCCUGAAGCGGGCGUUCAUCCUGGCUUUUCAGUGGCUGGUGGUGGCGAUGGUCUACUACGGCAUCAGCAUGGUGUCCACUGACCUGGGAGGGGACGUUUACACCAACUUCAUCCUCACGAUGCUGAUCGAAAUACCGUCGUACGUGUUCUGCGCACUCACCCUUAAUCCGACUCGUGCCGGCCAACGCGGAAUGCGUGUGAUGGGCGUGGGCAUGGCCUCAGCCUGCUCAAGAAUCGGCUCCGUGCUCGCACCGGUCAUCGCCGAUCUGGUAACUACAGAAGCUGCGCGUUCAGCAGCCAAGGUGACGAAGUUCGCUCAUAAUACGCUGAUGUUGCGAACAUUUUCGGGGGGUGUGGCCUGCUGGGCGGGCGGCAUGACGGCCUUCCUGCCGGAGACGAGUGGACGCGACCUGCCCACCACGGUCGCCGAGGCGGCGACUUCGGACG